UAUUUUAUUCUGUGUACAGGUAAAACUCUGAGUCCUCAGGUGAUGUUCCAUAACGCAGCCUCCAACAUCAUCUGUAAGGUUCUGUUUGGGACCCGUUAUGAGUACAAUGAUGAGACCAUUAAAAAGGUUGUUCAAUGGUUCACAGAGAUGCUGAAAAUAUUUAACGGACCGUGGGCCAUGCUGUACGACUCAGUUCCAUAUGUUUCGUACCUGCCACUGCCAUUUAAAAAGGCCUUUAAGAACAUGGAGCUGUAUCUCGACUUUUCAAAUGGUAUGGUGAACGAGCACAAGAGGACCAGGACUACUGGAGAACCUCGAGACUUUGUGGACUGCUACCUGGAUGAACUGGAUAAACAGAAAGAAGACUCUUCAUUUUCUGAGGAACAGCUCAGAAGGAUCACUUUUGAUCUUUAUAUUGCUGGAACUGACACCACCUCCAACACCCUCCUGACUGGGUUUCUGUACCUCAUGAACCAUCCGCAGGUCCAAGAUCGAUGUCAGCAGGAGAUCGAUCGAGUUCUGGAUGGGAGGGAUCGGGUUAGUUUUGAGGAUAGACACAACAUGCCUUACGUGCAGGCUGUGAUCCAUGAAGUCCAGAGGGUUGCCAACACUGUUCCUCUCAGUGCCUUCCACUGCUCCACUAAAGACACAGAGCUGAUGCGAUAUGACAUUCCCAAGGGAACAUUAAUCAUCCAGAAUAUGGAGUCAGUGCUGAGGGAGGAGGGUCAGUGGAAGUUCCCUCACGAGUUCAGUCCUGAGAACUUCCUGAACGAGCAGGGAGAGUUUGUCAAACCAGAGGCCUUCAUGCCUUUCUCUGCAGGUCCUCGGAUGUGUCUGGGAGAGGGUCUGGCUCGUAUGGAGCUGUUCCUCAUGACGGUGACCCUGCUGAGGAAGUUUAAAUUCAUCUGGCCGGAGGAUGCUGGAGAACCAGACUUCACUAUGGUUUUUGGGGCAACGUUGACUCCAAAACCUUAUAUGAUGAAGGUCCAGCUGAGGUCUGAACAGUGAGGAGGGUCACGGGAGUCACAUGUGUCCAUUUCCAGCAGUCACAGUGCAAAGGGGAGGGUACACACUGGACAGUCCAUCACAGAUCGAUGAAUCUGAAAACAUACGAAAAUAUUUAUUAUUAUUUAUUAUUCAUCUUUGACCGUGGACAGUCUCAUGUCAGUUAUCUUUGACCGUGGACAGUCUCAUGUCACUUAUCUCUGACCCCUGACAGUCUCAUGUCCGGGGUCAGCUGUUGAGGAUCCACCCCAGAAUCAAAUCGCAGAACCCCAGCCACCAGAGACCACUCCAGUCCAGCACCAUGUUUGUCUCCAUAGUUCUGCUGUGGUUCUGUUUCUGCUUCAUCCUCUUUCAACUUAAAGCUCGGAGACCCAAGAACUUCCCACCAGGAUCCCCCAGCCUGCCGGUACUGGGGAAUUUCUUGCACCUGGCCUCAAAGAACCCCCUGAAGGACUUUGAGAAUAUAAUUUUUAUUAUACUGCAUCAUUUCAACAUAAAAUGAUAUAUGUUAUUUAGCAAUUUAAAUUGAUUCAAAUGUCAACAAAACAGAGGACAGAGUUGAUCUUUACCCAGGAUUACAGGUCAGAAUAAACUUUAUCUUUAGAGAUAAGCCAGCAGGUAGUGGUUAUGUUUUUCAGUGUUUUUAAUUUGCAGAGUUAUUUAAGGCACAGUGUCAGGAAAAUGUAAGCAGUUAAAUAAGAUGUCAGUGAACCUCUGAUAUAUCAAUACCCAGAUGAACCUUAUCAACCUUUUGUGAGUCAGCAGAAAAUAGAAAUGAUUUACAGUGUUUACAUUUGGCAGAGUUUUAAGGCACCAGUUUCUCUUCAGCAGUGCCAAGAAAAUGUGCAAUUAAAUUAAAUAUUUCACAUUA
Austrofundulus limnaeus is the source of this 1876-nucleotide messenger RNA. Its product is annotated as cytochrome P450 2U1. The record is from RefSeq and is a predicted model, not a curated record. NCBI's taxonomy places the organism in Eukaryota, Metazoa, Chordata, Actinopteri, Cyprinodontiformes, Rivulidae. The transcript has 9 exons. Gene Ontology annotation, biological process: xenobiotic metabolic process. Gene Ontology annotation, molecular function: iron ion binding; oxidoreductase activity, acting on paired donors, with incorporation or reduction of molecular oxygen, reduced flavin or flavoprotein as one donor, and incorporation of one atom of oxygen; heme binding. Bases 43 to 1008 code for a protein of 321 amino acids. Gene Ontology annotation, cellular component: cytoplasm; intracellular membrane-bounded organelle.